Messenger RNA from Strongylocentrotus purpuratus (purple sea urchin), 2526 nucleotides. Its product is annotated as organic cation transporter protein. The record is from RefSeq and is a predicted model, not a curated record. Bases 510 to 2264 code for a protein of 584 amino acids. The transcript has 11 exons. Gene Ontology annotation, biological process: transmembrane transport. Gene Ontology annotation, cellular component: membrane. Lineage: Eukaryota; Metazoa; Echinodermata; Echinoidea; Camarodonta; Strongylocentrotidae. Gene Ontology annotation, molecular function: transmembrane transporter activity.
AAAUAAUUAAUUAACGGUCACCAUAUUUUUGGGAAAGCGGAGCUGACUUAAUAUGAUCGUAUUGGCUCAAUUUCACACAUUUUGGGGUCUAAAAUUACCUUCAUAGCAAUUUUAGGUUCUAAAAGGGCACUAAAAAUAUUAAAGAUAAGAAUAAGAGCAAUGACCAUGCACUUUGGAGGCGUUUGUGGUCUGAAAACAGGACUCAACUAUCCCUUUAAACCCGUACAACAUGUAGUAAAAAAUACUCCCUUGUAAAUAUAAUCACCAACAGAUAGUCAACAGAAUCGGCACCUGAUACAUUAUCAAAUAGCACGCCUUAUAAUCUUCUUGAAUUGCAUAACUUGAAUUGUCAACUCUAAUUUGUGGACACUGAUAAACAACGAGGUCAGCACUAAUACUCCUACUUUUGGCCUGUAUUAUGUAACAAAGCGUUGUGAUAAACGAACUCUUCCAUAGGAUGAUAUGUUUCGUUGGGAACUAGUCAAGCUCUUGCUCUUGGUCAGGAAAAUAUGAAGUUUGACGACAUUUUAAAGAUUGUUGGAGAGUUUGGGCCGUAUCAGAUUAGAGUGUAUAGCCUGGUGUGUAUACUGGUCUUCACCACCUCAUGGGAGAGCCUCAUUACUGUGUUUAUAGGGGCUAAUGUAGAUCACUGGUGUGCGGUUCCUGAGUGGGACUCGAAUGACUGCAGUGCCUAUGGCCUUACCGCCUCCGAAUGCGAACUCUCGAAGAAAAAUGGAAGUAUCCCAUCAAACUACACGUCAGAUGGUGAGCUGGAGUACGCCCAAUGUGAGAAAUAUAACGUGUCAGGGGUGGGAUUCUGGCCGGGGAUGGACCCGUCUAACUACACCGACGGGAGCACCGGCACCAUCCCCUGCGACGCGGGUUGGGAGUACGAUGAUAGCCAGUACAAGUCAACGAUCGUCUCUGAUUUUGAACUUGUGUGUGGGAAUGAGAAUCUGAACCAAAUUUCACAGACAAUUUACUACGGUGGAUUUCUAGCCGGGUCGAUAAUCUUUGGAGUUAUGUCCGAUGUUAUUGGACGCUGGUGGACUCUUCAGAUCUGUACCAUCGUGAGACUAGUGACGGGCGUCCUCAUCGCCUUUGCUCCAGAGUUGUGGGUUUACUCCCUCCUAAGAUUCUUCCAAGGGAUGGCGGGUGUCGCCACAUACAUCAUUCUUUUCAUCUUAGGAACGGAGUACGUGGGGCCGUCCAAAAGAAACAUCGCCGGCAUCCUGUUCUGCGUGCCAUAUUCUUUGGGAUACAUGCUACUAGCAUUAAUCGCUUUCUACUUGCCGUAUUGGAGAACGUUAGAGCUUGUUGUCACUGCACCAGUUAUACCUUUCUUCUUAUUAAUGAUGUUCAUGCCCGAGUCCGCCAGAUGGUUAAUGUCGGUCGGGCAGUACGAAAAGGCGGAGAAAAUCAUAAUAAAAAUUGCGGAGGUUAACAAGGCGACUGCACCAGAUCCAAUUUUUACAGAAGAGUUUAAGAAAAAAGAAACGAUAAAUCGGGAACAGAACAAAGCCACUAUAUUGGAUCUUUUUCGUACUCGGACAGUAUGCCUCCGAACUCUCAACCUUAUCUUCAGUUGGAUGGUCCAUUCAAUGGUGUACAGCGGCUUGUCACUCAACACUUCAAAUCUCGGCGUCAAUGACUACGUCGCGUUCACGAUCUCGGGCGCUGUCGAGAUUCCGGCUUACCUUCUCACGAUCUUCACCGUCGAGUACUUCGGGAGGAAACCGAGUCUCGUCACCUUGGUGCUGUUAGGGGGCGUGGCUUGUUUGACAACUGCUGCCAUUCCCGAGGGUGUAUGGCUAACUACAGUGGCAAUGAUUGGUAAAUUCGGCAUCGCAGGAUCGUUCGGUGUCCUGUAUCUGUACACGGCUGAACUUUAUCCAACAAGCAUUAGGACUGUAGCUGUAGGGACCUGCUCCAUGUUCUCAAGGGUAGCAAACAUGCUGGCACCGCUGAUUCUUACACUGGACAAAUUCUGGGCUCCCAUGCCACUGGUGAUCUACGGCUCCGUGGCUGUCCUGGCCGGGAUCCUGGCCCUCUUCCUCCCCGAGACGCGCGGCCUAACGCUGCCAGAGACCAGGGCGGAGGGAGAAAACUUCGGAAAGAAAAUGGCCGCCGAUGACAUUGCUAAUACUGACAAGAAGGAAAAUGGUAUCCUUAGUGUGAGCAAGGGAGUCGAACUAGAAGGGGUAAACAACACACAAGAAAAGGGUGAUACUGCGGACUACGUCAACCCAUCAUACGUAAUCUAAUGUAACCCUGUGAUUUUCAUGGACUCGCUCGCGACUCACCCGGACCCGUCAUUUUUUUCUGCGGCACAGAUUAGGGCUUUUUUUUUUAAAGAGGUCUUGAUUUAACCCUAACCCUAAACUUUCCCAUAGGCUCAACACGCACCUAACCCCAAUCUGUGCCGCAGAAAAAAAUAACGCCACCCGGACAGGAUUUUAGAUAUUAAGUGAUCAGUCUUUUUCUUCUUCAAAUUGACAACAUUGUUAAAGAAUAUAUAAACUGACA